Eremomyces bilateralis CBS 781.70 is the source of this 2610-nucleotide messenger RNA. Its product is annotated as elongation factor G. The transcript is spliced from 3 exons. The record is from RefSeq and is a predicted model, not a curated record. Gene Ontology annotation, cellular component: mitochondrion. Gene Ontology annotation, molecular function: GTPase activity; GTP binding. Gene Ontology annotation, biological process: ribosome disassembly; mitochondrial translation. Bases 1 to 2610 code for a protein of 869 amino acids. NCBI's taxonomy places the organism in Eukaryota, Fungi, Ascomycota, Dothideomycetes, Eremomycetales, Eremomycetaceae.
AUGAGAGCUGGCGCGCCGCGAAAGGCGUUUCAUGGCUUUCUCAGGUUGCGCCAGGUGCGGAACUUCCAUGCCUCCCGAGCAGUUGGUCGCCAGGAAAAUGGCGUGGAGCUUUCUCGGACGAGGAAUAUUGGGAUCAUAGCCCAUAUCGAUGCUGGCAAAACCACAACCACGGAGCGCAUGCUCUAUUAUAGUGGACACACGCGACGUAUUGGAAACGUUGAUGAGGGUUCGACGGUGACGGACUUCCUACCCGCCGAGCGAGCCCGUGGAAUCACCAUCCAGUCCGCUGCGAUAACGUUGCAUUGGCCUCCUCGGGCCACCGAUGACUCGGUCGCUGGCGACUCGGUUCCUUCUCUUAAUAACCAGUCGCACCGGAUCAACCUUAUUGACACUCCAGGUCACGCCGACUUCACCUUUGAAGUCGUCCGCUCUCUUCGUGUACUAGACGGUGCCAUCUGCAUUUUAGACGGAGUGGCGGGCGUCGAAGCCCAGACCGAGAAAGUCUGGAUCCAGGCGGACCAUCACCAGAUCCCGAGGCUGCUGUAUGUCAACAAGCUGGAUCGCAACGGCGCCUCAUUUCGUCGUACCGUACGCGAUAUUGCAUCUCGACUCCAUGUGUGGCCAGCGGUGUGUCAGAUCCCUUGGUUUGACGGUGCGGGCAAACUCAUCGGCCUGGCCGAUGUCGUUGGUCUGAGGGCAUUGAAGUGGGUCGCAGGGUCGGAUGGGCGUGUGAUCGAAUCGAUUCCGUUGCAGUCGUUAAAAUCACAUGAUACGGUGCUUGCGAUGGAGAUCGCAAAAGCAAGAGAAGCGCUAGUGGAAAUACUCAGCGAGUUCGAUGAUCAGCUGGUCGAGAGCUUCCUCGACAAUGACCAGAAUCACCUGGCAAUAUCGGAGCACGACAUGCUUCAUGCGCUCCGACGAUGCACGUUGCAUGACCCCCAGCGCGUCGUGCCGGUCGUUAUCGGCGCGAGCUUGAAAAACAUCGGAGUGCAGCCUCUCCUUGACUGCGUGAAUCGAUUUCUUCCGGCGCCGUCGGAUCGACCAAGUCCGAAAGUGCAGCUCGACCAAGCCCAACCGAUCCUUGACGACGUGCUUUCGGGGGAAGCAAUCAAGGCCUACCUUGAAGCACAGAAAUCCCGCUCGAGAAAGGCAAAAAACCUGGCAACACGACGCCCCAUGGCGCUGGUUCAAUCCAUGGAGAGCUUAUCCUUGGCGUUCAAAGUCGUCAAUGAUGCAAAGCGCGGCGUCCUAGUCUACGUUCGAGUCUAUUCAGGGGCCCUUUCGCGGAACUCCAACUUAUACAAUACGAACCUCAAGCUCGUCGAGAAAGCGACUCGCUUGUUGGAGAUGUACGCUUCCGACGCCGUCGAUGUUCCUCAGAUCCAGGCGGGUCAGAUCGGAGUCAUCGUAGGACUGAAGCAUGCUCGAACGGGCGACACUCUUCUCGGGCACGUUGGCCGCGCGUCGGUCCCUCCGCCGAUCGAUUCGCUGCAAUUGCAACCCAUCGUGGUCCCUCCCCCUGUGUUCUUCGUUAGCCUCGAACCCCAGAGCCUGUCCGCUGAGAAGCAGCUGGCCGAAGCGUUGGCGAUUCUUCUGCGGGAGGAUCCCAGCCUGUCGGUCUCGACGGACAAUGAGAGCGGGCAGACGCAUCUUGCGGGCAUGGGCGAGCUGCAUCUGGAGAUCGCGACGGAUAGGCUCAUCAAUGACCUGAAAGCGGUUGUCUCCGUCGGGAAGAUUGAGAUUGGGUACCGAGAAGCGAUCAUCCGCACCUCGCAAGUGCAGGCAGGGGUAUACGACCGUGAAAUUGCUGGAAAGCGGUCCAAGGCUUCUUGUAGCGUUGUUGUAGCGCCGCGACAGGAUGAGGACUUGAGUAACAUGUCAGGUAACGAUGACCACACGGUCAUGUUACCCGAUGAGAACCUUCUCACCAUUAGAAUGGCAGACGAAUUCGAUGCCCGACUCGAAAGCGGAUCAGACAACCCGUCUACUCUCACCCUACCAUCGGUCAUUCAAGCCGCCAGAAACGGGGUCACCGCGGCUUUGGCCCGUGGACCGAAGAUGUCUUAUCCCCUAUACGGCGUGCAUGUCCAGCUUUCUUUCGAUCAGGCCAGCCUCUCCUCCGACACCACGCUUGGAGCUAUUUCCGGAGCCGCACGGAGCGCGGCAUCCCACGCACUCAAAAACUCGGUCGAAACCAGCGGCUUUGUACUGAUGGAGCCCCUUAUGCUCGUCGCGAUCGACGUGAACGAAGAAAGCAUGGGCCCCGUCGUCCACGACCUGAGCUCCGCCCGCAGCGGCCAAGUCAUGUCCCUCGACCUUGAUGAACCGCAGCACGACGCGUCGUCCGAUUCCGACUUUGUCGUGGACAUGCGCCGCGUCUACACGCCUCCGGAUCCGUUCGGGGACAACGGCACAGGCACGGAAUCCAUCGCGCGAAGUCCGGUCGGUGGGCGGCGGCGGAAUAUCACGGCCAAGGUCCCGUUGAGGGAGAUGGUGGGGUAUCUGAAGACGCUGCGGUCGCUGACGAAGGGACGAGGGUCAUUUACGAUGGCGGUGGAUACGUUUGAGCGGAUGACGCCGGCACAGCAGAAGCGGAUGCUGGCAGGGUAG